Molecule: messenger RNA, 405 nt
Organism: Ostertagia ostertagi
Lineage: Eukaryota; Metazoa; Nematoda; Chromadorea; Rhabditida; Trichostrongylidae
Source: the annotation of a GenBank genome assembly
AUGAGUAACUUAGUAAAUGGUAUUGCAGUAUCGAUCGAGGACAAAAAAGGAGAAGCUCUGAUCUGCUUCCGCGUAAUGUUUCGUCGAACCCCUCGGUUUCUCAAUAGGAAGCUUCGAAGUCUAGCCGUACCUGAGCUGUGCCAACUCAAAGAAGAUCUAUCAGAAGUACUGCUUCUGCUUCAAUCGAUGGAAAUACCUGACGAGCUGAACGAAAGGCUUGAGGACACUCCGACACGUCUACGAAUUCGCCUGCAGUUGUGCAACGAGCAACCGAAACGUUUGUUUAAGAAAACACUCGAAAUAUCACUGCCAGAAGUUUUAGUACCAUUGGCUGAUACUGUAAGGAACGAAUAUAACCAGAUGGUGUUUGCAGUCUUCGUACCUUCUGAUGAUCUCGAUCAAUAA